AUGACAACACCCGAAUACAGCCCCGGGCUUGAGGGCGUGAUAGCAACUGAGACAUCGGUCUCUUAUCUUGAUGUGGACAUCGAGCAGAUUCUGGUGCGCGGAUACGACCUGAUCGAGCUUGCGCAGAACCUCUGCUACACGGAUGUCGCGUACCUGGUGAUAUACGGCGAACUGCCGACGCCUUCACAGGCUAAGGCGUUCUGCGACAGGCUUGUUGCCGAGGCGGAGGUGCCGGAUGAGCUUUACCAGCUUUUCGAGAUGAUGCCGAAAUCGACGGUGGCGAUGGACGCGCUGAGGACGGGGCUUUCAUUCCUUGCGGGCUAUGAGAACCCGGAGCUGCUACACGACAAUUCGCACGAGGCAAACCUGGAGAAGGGCAUAAAGUUGCUGGCGCAGACGCCGACCUUGGUCGUAAACUCUUACCGUGCGCUGAACGACAUGCCCAUCGUGCGCCCCAACCCGGACCUACCUUACAUGGAGAACUUCCUGUACAUGGUGCGGGGCGAGCGGCCUGAUGCAGAGUCGCUGGAUGCUUUCGACCGCAUUCACAUCUGCUACAUCGAGCACGAGAUGCCGAACUCGACAUUCGCGGCGCGGGUGAUCGCAUCCACCCUUUCGGAUAUGUAUGGUGCGAUGGUCGGAGCGGUGGCAUCGCUAAAGGGUCCGCUGCACGGCGGUGCAAACGAAGCGGCGAUUGAGUUCCUAAUGGACAUCAACGGCGAGGGCGGCCCGACGCACGCUGAGGAUUACACGAUGGGCAAGCUGGAGCGGCGCGAGCGCAUCAUGGGCUUCGGCCAUCGCGUGUAUAUGCGUAAGUACGACCCGCGAGCGCGCUUCCUCAUGGACUACAUUCCUAAGUUGGCGGAGCGGAUACCGCAAGGUCAGGAUCUGUCGUCGAUAUACUCGACGGUGGAAAAUGUGAUGUACAGGGAAAAGGGAUUAUAUCCGAAUACGGACUAUCCCAUCGGGCUGCUGUACUACCUGCUGGGGAUACCGAUUCCGCUGUACACGCCAAUAUUCCUUGCUUCACGGACUGCUGGCAAUGUGGCGCAUGUGCUGGAGCAGCACGACGACAAUCGCCUGUUCAGGCCACGCGUGAUAUAUAGCGGCGGGCGUGGGUUGAAGCCACCGGCGAGUCCGAUUUCGCCGAUGUAA
Geodia barretti is the source of this 1155-nucleotide messenger RNA. Lineage: Eukaryota; Metazoa; Porifera; Demospongiae; Tetractinellida; Geodiidae. The record is from the annotation of a GenBank genome assembly.